AUUGACCAGGCGAAGAUGCAAACAACCUUGGAAUACAGCCGAACUGCUGAAACGUUUGGCAGCUGGGCAAAUGAAGCUUAUAUGUGCGGGAGUAGGCGCGAGUCGCUGCCUGGUUCUGCGAUUUCGCAAGGCCAACAUCCUGCUGGACUGUGCCGUGCCUCUGGACUCGGCGCUGUAUGCGGCCGCUGGUGCGGGCGAGGGGUCGGCGGGCGGUGACGCCGACACGGCAGUGCUCGGCGGGAGCCCCGGCCCACACCCACAGUCGCCCACCACCGGUCCGGCUGGCAGCGGCUUGCUGGACCUCACGCCCUUCCUGCCGCUGCUGCAUACUCUGGAGCUGCAUGCCGCGCUGAUCAGCAGUGCAGAGGCCCUUCUGGCGCUGCCCCUCCUGCUCACACAGCCCUUGCCGGAGCCCGCGCCUGGAACACAGCACCUAGAGCGGGUGCAGAAGCCAGAACCGCAGACGCAUCCUCCUGCCAUCACUACUGUUAACGGUGAUGUACAUGAUGUGGCAGCAGCAGCACCGGAAGGCAGUGUCGGCCCUCGCUCCACCGGACGCAGCAACGGAGCAGGGAUAGGAAGCCCUCAAAGGGGGAAGGGCGGGGAGGCGGUGGGGGCAGCAGAGUGGGUGCCGGGCAGCGGCGCCGCGUGGCACCAUGUGGGUUUCCUCCGCGGCCCCAUCUACGCCACCCAGGCGGCCAUUGACGCCGCGGAGCAGCUCGUGGCGGAACGCUGGGCGGCGCAACGCGCCGCCGCCGCCGCCGCCGCCGCCGCCGCACGAAACGGCACAAGUGGCCAGGGUUUUAAGACACACACAGAAGCAGCUCAAGAGGAGCAGGCCUACAACCACAAGGACACAGGGGAUCUGCGAACCAACAGCAAGGGGGCUGCUGGGCUGCCGUCGGCAGCCGACCUAGGGCUCUGGGACCUGCCAGACCGGCAGGUGGGGCUGCUGGCAGGCAGCUGCUGGCGGCGCCGCCCCUCGCUGGCUGCCGUACGGUACGUGCUGGAUCGUGUACGGCCAGUGCGGUAUGGCCAGGUCGUACCGCUGGACGACUACGAGCUGACGGCGACGCCGUACCCGUGCGGCAGCGGCUUCGGCCACGCGGCGUGGCAGGUCAUGGAUGGCGCCGAGCGCUGCCGCACGGUGCUGUACCUGCCCAACGCGGCGCCCACACACGCCUUCGCGCCGCCGCUGCCGCUGGCCCUGCUCCGCCAGCCCGAUGCGCUGCUGCUGGCCCCGCACAUGUUGGCCGCCGCCGGCCCGGCCCCCGGCCCGCCGCCGCCUGCGCCGCCGCCGCCGCCGGCGAGGCCGGGUCUGGCUGGCAUCAAGGAGGCGGUGCUGGGUGCGGUCAUGGGCGGCGGCGUGGCGUUGCUGCCGGUACAUCCCACCGGCGACACCGCUUGGGAGCUAUUGGAGGCUCUGGCGGCCUCGCUGGCCUCAGCCGACCUGGCUGACAGCGUGCCGCUGGUGUAUGUGGGGCCGCGCGCCCGCACUAGCCUGGCGCUGGCAUCCGUGUCGCUGGAGGCGCUGGGGCCGGACCGCCGCGCGGCCGUGUACCGGCCCGCGCACCCGUUCGCGUUUGACACUCUGCUCAAGUCGGGGAAGCUGGUGGUGGGCGGCUCUCUGGCGGACUCCGAGGUACGGCGGCGCCUGGGGCCGGAGCAGCACGGGCAGCAGGCGGAGGAGCAGCGGCCGCGGCCGGCGGUGGUGCUGGUGUCGGCGGACUCACUGCUCCAUCCAGGAGACACGUGGGAGCUGCUGAGGCGGCUGGGCCCCGACCCAUGCAGCGUGCUUAUCCUGCCGCACGCCGCCGCGCCCGCCGCACUGCGCGGCAUUCGCCGCAUCUACGCCCAGGCAGCCGCGGCCGCGGCCGCCGAUCAUGCAUCACAGUCGUCAGGACCAGGCUCCUUACCAGCAAACCCCCGGCUCGCGGAGCCACCGCCGCAGCAGCCACUGCGCAUGCGGCUGCUGCACCUGCCGCUGCACGGCGCCGGCGCCUCGCCCGGCCCCAGCCCCGCGAUCAUGCUGGAGCUGCUUCAGCUGCUACAGCCCCGGCAUCUGCUGCUCAGCAGCCGCGACCACGAGCUGCUACAGCAGGCCGCGCUAAUGCGGCAGCAGCAGCACUUGCUACAGCUUCCGCCGCAGCCGCAGCCUCAAGGAGGGAGCGCAGCCCUGCCGCCUCAUGUGCCGGCACCGGCAAUUCAGCUGGCGCGGGAGAGUGUCGUGCCGUACGGCUGGCUGAGCCAGGUGGCAGUGUCGCUGCCGCGCAACGUCCACAGCGCCCUCAUAUCGCCCGACUUGUUGGCUCGGCUGCAGUGGCUGGGCGCUGGGCCAGGGCUGCAGGUGGCCCGGCUGAACUGCGUGCUGGUGUUCCGGGGCGGGGCCUGGCACGCCGACCCUGUGCCAGGCAGCGCCACCUCUGCAGACAGUGUGGCGGCGGCUGUAGCGACAGCUGCCGGCGGCGCCGUGGCGGCGGAUCAGCUGCUGCUGCUUGCGGCACCAGGGCAGGCGGCGGCACAAGCUGCAUCCCUCGGGAGUGGGGCAGGAGGCGCAGGCGCAGGGGCAGGAGGCGAUGCCGCGGCCGCGCCUGCAGUGAAGGUGGAGGCCGCAUCGUGGGCGCCGGGCCCAGAGCUAGGGCCGCUCCUGGCCCCGCUGGCGGAGCGCGGUGUCACACACGUUGGCGUGGAGGCGGAUGGCGAGGUGACACGGCUGGUGGUAAGCGGCACAGAUGCCAGCCUGGAGCUGCGCCGCGGUAGCGCGCACAUCCACACCGCCUGCCCGGUGCUGCGGCAGGUGCUGACUGACUGCCUCAUGCGCCAGCUCACUGCGAUCUAGCAUUCAUCUAGCGCGACGGGGUUUCAUUUCUCUUCCGUUGAUCCUGGUGAAUCGCAAGAUAGGUCGGCUAUAAAAGGGGCUGAGCGUUGUUGUUGACCAAGAGGCUGUGGUUGCUGUUUGGUAGGCCUUGUGCGGUUGCUGUUGCACAGGCGUCUGGGCGCGUGCUGUCUGGUGGUUGUGCGGGCCUGAGGGACCCACACGGCACGAUGGCCUGCACGGGCGAGCGAGACGUCAUGUCAGACUGCCGAGUUGCGUCUUUGUAGCAGGAACGCCGGUGAAAGGACUGAAUACUAGCCAGAGACUGCUUACUACGUUCCGCAGGGUCUGUGAAGGAUUUACCCACCACAGUCUGCGCCUGGGCUGCUUGUACUGGAAUGUACCCAACCCUCAAAUCUCGGAC
Chlamydomonas reinhardtii is the source of this 3239-nucleotide messenger RNA. RefSeq lists its product as uncharacterized. Gene Ontology annotation, biological process: snRNA processing. The transcript is spliced from 9 exons. Bases 71 to 2839 code for a protein of 922 amino acids. The record is from RefSeq and is a predicted model, not a curated record. Lineage: Eukaryota; Viridiplantae; Chlorophyta; Chlorophyceae; Chlamydomonadales; Chlamydomonadaceae. Gene Ontology annotation, cellular component: integrator complex.